Molecule: messenger RNA, 1061 nt
Organism: Chanos chanos (milkfish)
Lineage: Eukaryota; Metazoa; Chordata; Actinopteri; Gonorynchiformes; Chanidae
Gene: plpp5
Product: phospholipid phosphatase 5
Exons: 8
Coding region: 206-1006 (266 amino acids)
Biological process (GO): phospholipid metabolic process; phospholipid dephosphorylation
Cellular component (GO): membrane
Molecular function (GO): phosphatidate phosphatase activity
Source: RefSeq, a predicted model, not a curated record
CUUCCCUUGUCGGUCUUUACCGCAGUAAGACUUGCUUAGGAGCACUUUAAAAUGUCAAUUAACGCAGGUGAUCGCGCAUCCCAUCUCUAGCGCCAAUUCUCAUCAACCGACGACGUGCAUUGUCGGUUAAGGCGUGAAAGGAACGAACACGAAGGGCUUAGGUGGAGCUAUAGCCUUUGUGAUUUAUGACGUGCCUGGACUGAAGAUGAAGAAGAGUUUGGAUAAUGGCUUCAUCGUUGAAGUCGUGGUCCGACUGUUACUUCUGGCAGUGUUCCUAGUAACAGAGGAGCUGCCCCCUUUCAAACGGGAGAUCCAGCCAGAGGAGCUAUGGCUGUACAAGUUUCAGCAUGUAAAGAACGAUCACGUGCCCACCAAAAUGAUGUUUAGCAUUGCGCUACUGACCCCGCUAGCCGUCAUCUUCUUCUUCGCCUUUCUGAACCGGGCCGAAAAGGGUGACGUGAAGGAGGCUUCACUUGCGGUGACCUUGACCUUGGUGCUGAACGGCGUUUUCACCAACGCAGUCAAACUGGCCGUGGGCAGGCCACGACCUGAUUUCUUCUACCGCUGUUUCCCGGACGGUCAGAUGAACCCUGAGCUGCAGUGCAGCGGUGACCCGGAAGUAGUGAUGGAAGGGAGGAAGAGCUUCCCCAGUGGCCACUCCUCCUUUGCCUUUGCCGGUCUGGGCUUCACCGCCCUCUACCUGGCGGGGAAGCUGCACUGUUUCAGCCCGGCCGGGCGUGGCAGGGCGUGGCGUCUGUGCGCCUUCCUCACGCCGCUUCUCUUCGCCAUCAUGAUCGCUCUCUCCAGAACCUGCGAUUACAAACACCACUGGCAAGAUGUGCUGGUGGGAUCCCUGAUCGGGAUAGCCUUCUCGUACCUGUGUUAUCGACAGCAUUACCCAGCGCUCAGUGAGACAGACUGUCAUCGACCUCUCAGGCUACGGGGGCCAGUCACGGCAGCCCAGGAGCGCAAGCAGGCCAACACCGGCUGCGUUUUGCCGCUAUAGAGACUUCAGACUCUUUCCCCGCGCACCUGUUAUGUAAAAAAAAAAAAAACAAAUA